Molecule: messenger RNA, 1830 nt
Organism: Adelges cooleyi (spruce gall adelgid)
Lineage: Eukaryota; Metazoa; Arthropoda; Insecta; Hemiptera; Adelgidae
Product: E3 ubiquitin-protein ligase LRSAM1-like
Exons: 11
Coding region: 251-1564 (437 amino acids)
Biological process (GO): positive regulation of protein ubiquitination; negative regulation of apoptotic process; regulation of cell cycle
Cellular component (GO): nucleus; cytoplasm
Molecular function (GO): ubiquitin protein ligase activity; cysteine-type endopeptidase inhibitor activity involved in apoptotic process
Source: RefSeq, a predicted model, not a curated record
ACUUCUUAACUCAUUGAAUAUACCAUUUAUUAAAGCCAUGACUCAUCGUGUGCGUUUAAAUUAGUCUAAACAAACUAAUAAUAUAAUAGUUCUUAAUAUUGUCAUCAUUGGCAAUCAUUGUCGUUCAUUAUCUCUGUUAUACUAUAUAAUGUGUAAUAAACGUUUUUAAAUAAGACGUACAUGUAUAUUUCACAUUUACGGUGAAUAAGAAUGGUAUUCUAUUAUUCAAACGUACAGUUUUGUAAUAAAUAUGAACUUUUUAUCAUUAUUUUCAAAAAAAGACAAAAAUUGUCCAAAAGCUAAAACAAGUACAGCAAAAUCAUUGUUACUAUUGACCAGUCAAGAUUUAAUUAUGCAGGAAAAAUUAGAAAAAUUAGAAUUACAAAAGGAAUUAAAAAAAAAAAAUUUACUAGAAGCAGAAAAGACUUUAAAAGAAUAUGAAGAAAACAUGUUUCAAAAUUAUCGGGAUAAACAGGAUAAUGAUAAACUAAUUAAUACUUUGUUACUGGAUGAAGUUCGUACGCAACAAAUAAUAUCUUCGGCUAGAAAUGAACGUGAAAAGACACGAGAAAAACUACUAUUUGAUUUGAUCAAAGUUGAGAUGUCAACAAGAAAACUAAUUGAUGACACUUUGAAUUUCAAUCAAUCGUUCCAAAUGGAUUUUCACGAAAAAUACAGCAAUUGCGAGAAAAUUGUAAUACCCGACGACAGCUGUUAUAGGAAUCUUGAAAAAAAAGAUAAUCUGGAAUUUAGUUCGAAACUCGAACGCAUUUUGGAAGAAACCGAUUGUCAGCGAUGCGUACGGUUCAAUAAAGUGUCAGAAAAACAUACUGCUGAAAUGGAGACAUUGACCAACAUCCUCAACACCGGCAAUUGUUACCGGCAAGUGUUGAAGGAACAGUUGAAAUCCAUGUACAAUCAACUCAAGUAUUUAACCGGUGCCGAAUUACAAAAACAAGACUUACAAACUAAUAAACAUAUGACUGAUAUCUGUCAGGAACGAUUAACGUUGGCACGACUGAUUGUUGAUUUGACCGACAAAAAGAAACAAAAUCAAAAACGUUUGAUUCAGAUAUUGGAGGCUCAAAACGUUGCAACCGAGACGGCUUCAAAAUGGUUAUUUCAGUAUUCCAGGCUCGUCGAUCGCUUGCCGUCCGAUUUAACAUACUCCGAUGAACGUAUGAAUCCAGCGUUGUUGCACAGAGUGUCUACGGCCGGCGGAAGUCAUCUAUUGUUGUUCGUUUUAGAAAAUGCCUUACAACCGCCGUUGACAAAACAAUAUCUGACCGAGAUUGGUGUUCAUAGUGUUAAGGAUCAAGAAUUGUUAAUUAAUAUAAUUAAUAAACUCCCCGAGCCGUCUGCGCCGCCCGAAUCCGAAUUACCGCCAACAGCUCCGUUGAUAGACGAACUCGAAUGUAUAGUUUGUAUGGAAACGCCGUUUGAUGUUAUUUUUAUUCCAUGUGGACACCUAUGUUGCUGUUGGAAAUGUUCAUCGAAAUUACUGUUGUGUCCAAUGUGCAGAUCUGAUAUUUGCGAUAAAAUUCAAACAAAGAACUAUUCUUAAACAGUUUAGUAGAACUUAGUAUUACCAUUACCAACAAGAAAUUAUAUUGCAAUAUAAACAUAUUUGUAAUAGUUUUUGUAUUAACUACUUAUUUUAAAAAUAUUUAUCCCUUAUAAUUUUUAUAUCUUUAUUAUUAUUGUAUAAUUUUUUUUUAAUUGAAGUCUACGAGAAAGUCAAUGGAUCAACAACAUGAGCAAUAAUGAUAAAAUAAUAUACGUAAUCUUUAUGUUUCAAAAAAAAUAUUAUAUUAUACUUAUUUUUAUACU